Labeo rohita (rohu) is the source of this 8467-nucleotide messenger RNA. Its product is annotated as serine/threonine-protein kinase PAK 6. The transcript has 9 exons. The record is from RefSeq and is a predicted model, not a curated record. Gene Ontology annotation, cellular component: cytoplasm. Gene Ontology annotation, molecular function: ATP binding; protein serine/threonine kinase activity. NCBI's taxonomy places the organism in Eukaryota, Metazoa, Chordata, Actinopteri, Cypriniformes, Cyprinidae. The coding region runs from base 376 to 2460 and encodes 694 amino acids. Gene Ontology annotation, biological process: intracellular signal transduction; regulation of MAPK cascade; protein phosphorylation.
CAACCCACAGGAGGAGAGAGAGAGAGAGAGAGGGAGGAGAAGAGAGGAGAGGAGAGAGGAGGAGGCAGGCUGUUCUCGUUUCCUACUAGAUGUGGAUUAUACGUUGUUUUCACCAUGGCACCAUCACGGCACCGGUAGCAGGGGCUGCUGGGAGAUCAGAUGCACGGCUUCGAGCAUCAUCUCUCUGAGAUGGCCGUGUACGCGUGCGGCUCGAGGCAGCAAUGCAUCGGACUCUCUCAGGCGAACGGCAGCCUGCAGUGGGAGGCUGAUUGAGCUGCGCGUGUGCGUGCGUGUUCAUACAGCACCACAAAGCCUCUUCCCAGCUCCCAAAUUCCUCAUCACGCAACGGCAAGUUCUCUGCUGUAGUAUCUGACAAUGUUUCGCAAAAAGAAGAAGAAGAGGCCGGAGAUUUCAGCACCGAAGAACUUCGAGCAUCGUGUUCAUACGUCGUUCGAUGCAAAGCGAGGCGUCUUUGUCGGCCUUCCCACACAAUGGCAGAGUUUAAUAGAAAACCUCCGGAGACCCAAACCCAUGGUAGACCCGUCCAGGAUCACGCCGGUGGAGCUCAAACCAAAGAAGACCAUCGUGCGUGGCAGUAUGAUCGGCCACGGAGACUAUAUCUCAGCCAUGCUGUCAGACAUGAGCCGUCUGUCCGUCACCAGCUCCAACUCCCUGCGCAAGAGCAGCCCGUCGGCCCGCAAGAGAGCGCAGUCGCUCGGCCGCCUGGGGGAGGUCAACGAGGGCGACGCGUAUCAGUACGAAGCCCUGGACGAGCCCGAACCUCACUGGGCCGAUAAAUCACGCAACAUCCACAGCGAGAGCGGCACGCCGUACAUGGGCUUAAAGAAGAGCGUGACGCUGCAGCCCAACGGCGUCCUGCCCCGCGCCAAAUCCACCUAUGAGGUGAGCAUGAGCUCUCUGGACGGGCCGCCCCCGCCUCCUCCUCCGGCCCUCCCGGCCCCUCCGCCGCCCCCCAUCCCCGUCCCGGAGCCGCCCAGGCCUAUGUAUCUGGGUGGGGACGUGGGGAGCCCGACGGAGAGGCUCAUGAUAAGGCGAGAGUUUCCCAUCGUGUUCUCGCACAACCAGAGACCCAUCACCUGCUUCUACAGCCCCACGAUGCCCAUGCAGCAGCCGCACGGAGACAUUCUCACGCAGGACAUGAGGACCACCAACAGACUGCUGGUGCACCCGCAAAACAGCCCGGGGAGACCGUACUCCUCAUACGACCUCAAGGCCGACGCAGCCAUGAGACACCAGCCGGGAUAUUUGCACAGCGGCACCAGCAGUCCCCUCGUGAGUGGCACCAGGCCGCACAAAACGGUGCGUUCCUCCUCUAGCUACACCAUCGGACUCUCACCCAACAUCAGUUACCGCCCCACCGGUCCAGACCCCUUCAUGAGACACUCGGGCUGCCCGAACCCAGGUCUCUACCCCAGACAGGACAGUCCGUCUCAGCCCCGGCCGUCACCCACCGGCUCUCUGGCCAACAGCCCUCCAGGAACCUGUUCGCCCGCGUUCAGACCCCCGCAACACCCCUCGCCCCGACCCCCGCCCGACCCGCCGAAAGUCACCCACGAGCAGUUCAAGGCUGCGCUGCAGAUGGUGGUGGAUAAAGGAGAUCCGCGCUCGUAUUUGGAGAACUUUGUAAAGAUCGGCGAGGGUUCGACGGGUGUGGUGUGCAUCGCCCGCGAGAAACACAGCGGACGGGUGGUGGCCGUCAAGAUGAUGGACCUCAGGAGACAACAGCGCAGAGAACUGCUCUUCAAUGAGGUGGUGAUCAUGAGAGAUUACCAGCACAGGAACGUGGUGGAGAUGUUCAAGAGCGCUCUGGUGGAGGAGGAGCUGUGGGUCAUCAUGGAGUAUCUGCAGGGAGGAGCUUUAACAAACAUCGUGUCUGAAACCAGGCUGAGCGAGGAGCAGAUCGCCACCGUGUGUGAGGCCGUGCUGCAGGCGCUGGCGUAUCUCCACUCACAGGGCGUCAUACACAGAGACAUCAAGAGCGACUCCAUCCUGCUCUCGCUCGACGGACGCAUCAAGCUGUCAGACUUUGGCUUCUGCGCUCAGAUCAGUAAAGAUAUUCCUAAGCGUAAGUCUCUGGUGGGAACGCCGUACUGGAUGGCUCCUGAGGUCAUCUCUAAAUCACCGUAUGGAACGGAGGUGGACGUUUGGUCUCUGGGCAUCAUGGUGGUGGAGAUGGUGGACGGAGAGCCUCCGUAUUUCAGUGAAACGCCUGUGGCUGCCAUGAAGCGGCUGAGAGACGAGCCGGCGCCCACCGUACGCAACGUUCAUCAGGUGUCCCCGGUGCUGAAAGACUUCCUGGACCGCAUGCUGACGCGGGAUCCGCUGGAGCGGGCCAGUGCCACCGACCUCCUGGAGCAUCCCUUCCUCCUGCAGGCCAGCUCUCCGCAGUGCCUGGUGCCCCUGGUGGAGCAGUACCGCAAGCGCAUGUCCCGCUGCUGAAGCCCUGCAUCUGCUGCUCACGACUGCACCGGAGCCUCGGCGGGGGAAUAGAAACCAACCGGGAGCGGCGAAGCGGCGGCUUUUCUGGGCUGUCGGAGUGAGAAGCACCUCGUGUUCCCUGGAGCAAUCAGGACUGAGAUGGCUGUUUUAUGAGAGAUGAACUCUAUAAAGCCAUUUUCUUCUACCUGAGGACGUCUUAUUGGUGCUUAAAAGUCGGUGAAUUAGAGCAGAAGUGCGUCUGACUGAAAUGCCGCUGGGUUUUAUGUUCAGUUGGAAGCGUGUUAUCGUGACUCACAUCGAAUCUGCGGCCGCAGAGACCUGGAACAAGCCUCAUUCGUCAAUUUCAUGAAUGCUUGUGUUCGUUUAUCAAAUAUUUUGGCAAAUUUUAUAAUGCUUUCAUACAAUGAACUCACGUUUUCUUUUUACAGCUGUUCUACAACAAUUAUUGUCAACUAUUUACAAUACGGUUCCAUUAGUUAACUAAAUACUAAAGCAUUUACUAAUACAUAAAUUAUAACAAAUUAAAAUUAUUACAGUUGAAUUGUAAUUGUUGAGCUAAUAUGAACUAACAAUGAACAGUUUUAACUGUUAACAAAGUAUACUGAAUACAAAUACAAAUGUUAAUUAAUGCAUUAUGCAUUGUUAAGCAUCAUCUUAAUAUUUAUUAUCUACAACCUGGAAUUAUAUAUUUCAGUUGGUUAUCUUCAUUUAAUUUAUGUGCAUCACAAGUUGUAUGUGUAUUGGCUAAAUUUCAACAGCUUUAAAUGUGGCUCACCAGUCAGAUUUUAAUGUACUGAAUUAAAUUAAAAUAAAAUUAAAUAAUAAAAAAUUUCAACAGGUUCAAAUGUGGCUCAUCCAAUCAGAUUUAAUUUAAUUUAAUUUAAUUUAAUUUAAUUUAAUUUAAUUUAAUUUAAUUUAAUUUAAUUUAAUUUAAUUUAAUUUAAUUUAAUUUAAUUUCAGUAGCUUCAAAUGGGGCUCACCAUAAUAUAAUAAAUUAGAUUAAAUUUAUUUAAUUAAAUGAUUAAAAAUUUCAACAGCUUCAAAUGUGGUUCACCAAUCAGAUUCAAUGUAUUGAAUUAAAUUAAAUUAAAAUUAAAUUAAAUUAAAUGAUAAAAUAAUGUAACAGGUUCAAAUGUGGCUCACCAAUCAGAUUUUAAUAUAUUGAAUUAAAUUAAAUUAAUUAAAUUAAAUGAUUACAAAUUUCAGCAGUUUCAAAUGUGGUUCACCAAUCAGAUUUUAAUGUAUUGAAUUAAAUUAAAAUUAAAUAAAAUAAAAUGAUAAAAAAACUUUCAACAGGUUCAGAUGUGGCUCAUCCAAUCAGAUUUAAUUUAAUUUAAUUUAAUUUAAUUUAAAUUAAAAUGUCAACAGCUUCAAGUGUGGCUUAUUAAAUUAAAUUAAAUUAAAUUAAAAAUUAAAUUAAAAAUUAAAUUAAAAAUUAAAUUAAAAAUUAAAUUAAAAAUUAAAUUAAAUUACAACAGCUUCAAAUGGGGCUCAUGUAAUUAGAUUUUUAUGUAUUAAAUUAUAUACAUUUAAUUAAAUUAAAUUAAAAAAGUAACAGCAUCAAAUGUGGCUCAUCCAAUUUAAUUUAAUUUAAUUUAAUUUAAUUUAAUUUAAUUUAAUUUAAUUUAAUUUAAUUUAAUUUAAUUUAAUUUCAAAUGUGGCUCAUACAAUUAGAUUUUGAUGUAUUAAAUUAUAUUAAUUUUAUUUUAGUUUAAAAUAAUGUGGCUCAUCCAACCAGACCUAAUAAUUAAAUUAAAUUAAAUUAAAUUAAGUUGGUGUCCAUAUCCGUUGAAAAACAAGGCAGUGAUAUAGUUAACCAACAUAACCAACUAAUUGAAACUUAUUGUAAAGCAUUACAUUAGUAUAUAUUUAUCUGCGAUAUUCAACUGAUGUGCAUCACAAGUUGUAUGUAUUACUGGAUAAAUUUCAACAGUUUCAAAUGUUGAAAUAAUUUGUUAUUUGAGUUGAAGUCGAAACCUUUUUUGGUUGAUUUUCCAUGAACAUGAAAUUUUGAAGUUGAAAGACCGAAGCAGUAUUUGUUUUAUUUGGAAUUUCAAAAAAUCAUUUUGCUGUUAUCAAGAUAUAAAAUUACUUGCACCAUGUAUUUGGUCAUAUUGCAGAUCUUUACUUUCAACAACCAACAGCAAUGUGGUACUUUCAGCUCUGUUGAACACAUUUACCAUUUUAAAUGCCAAUAUUUUAUCCAGAAUCAGCAGAGGAAAUGUAACCGUCCGCAGAUUCGGUCUGGGCCGGCUGAAAGAGAGAUUUAACGCCACAGGAGGCACAUAUUUCACCUGCGUUUUUACAGCUUGUGUAAGACUGGCUUGCAUGGCUAAACAGUGGCUUGAAUCUUAAUCUGAGGAACGCAAGCGUUUCUUCAGAAAAGGCGGUGAAACGAUGUCAUUUGUUGUCAGCACUGACAGGUGCGAAACGUUUUUAUGAGCCAUUGUAACCAACUGUAUAUAUUUUAAUGACCUAUUUAUUAUUUUUUUUCAAUGGGUCGACGAGCACCUGCUUUUGGAAAGGGUGCUGCGAAUGGUUUGUAAACCGUGUAAAUACUGCAUCUGAGCUCGAGCGCCGAUUCCCGGUUUCUAAAACUGCUGAUUUCGCGGUCAGCCGUCAGAAGAACAAAUAAUGUACAUAAUCAGAGUGGGAAACGACCCGUAUUUGCAUUCGUUUAAUUAUGAGAGAAGAAAGGGAAAGUCUGUUUGUUGGUGUGUGUGUGUGCGUUUACAUUUUGGAUGCAGCGUUCAUUGUGAUAUUUUCGCAUCCUACCUGUUGUACUGUGAUGUUUCCUGAAUGAUCAUACUGACCGAUUAAAAAAGAGCAGGGAGAGAUGUUGAUUUGUGUUUGGGGCCGUUCACACAGGAUGUGUUUUGUCACACUAUUUUUAUUUACAUUGCAUUAUAUGCAAAUUGAAUAUAACUUAUUUGCUAUUUUGCAGUUUUUAAAGAAUUUUUAUGCAGCUCUUUCCUAUGGAACCUUGUUUUCGCCACAGGAGUUUAUAUGUUGCAAUUCUGACUUUUUUCUCUGAAUUCUGAGUUUGGAUCUCACAAUUCUUUUUUUUUUUUUUUUUUUUUUUUUUCAAUGUAAAAUAUAAAAUAAAAAAAUUCUCAAAAUUGUGAGAAACUCAAAAUUGCAAGAUACAAACUAAAGGUAUAAAAGUUAGAAUUGUGAGAUAUAAAUUUGCAAUUGCAAGAAAAAACAAAAUUGCAAACACGUAAACUCCGAAUUCAUAGAAAAAAAACAGAAUCAAAAUUAUGAUUUCUGAUUCUGUUUACAUCUCGCAAUUCGUUUUUUCUUCUUUUUUUCUGGUCACGGAAUAAAAAUAAACAAUUCUCGAAAUUGUGAGAAAUAAACUCAAAGUUGCAAGAUAUAAACUCAAAAUUAUGAGAUAUGAACUCAGAAUUGCACAAACAAGUUAGAACUGUGAGAUAUAAACUUACAAUUGUGAGAAAAAACAGACACAUAAACUGAAUUCUGUUCAUAUCUCACAGUUCUGACUUUUUUUUUAUAAUUAUGAGAAACAAAGUCUGAAUUUUAAAACUCCUUUUUUAUUUUUUUUAUUCUGAAUUCAGAGAAAAAAGUCAGAAUUGCGACAUAUGAACUCAAAAUUCAGAUUUUUCUUCUCUGAAUUCUGCUUAUAUCUCACAAUUUUGACUUUUAUCUCAUUAUAGCGAGAAACAAAGUGCGAAUUGUAAAAUCACCUUUUUAAAUUUUUAUUCUGAAUUCAAAAUUCAGAGAAAAACAGUCAACAUAAUUCUUACUUUUUUUUCUUACUCAAAAUUCUUACUUUUGUCUCAUAAUUCUGUUUAUAUCUCACAAUUAUGAUCUUUAUCUCAUAAUUGCGAAAAACAAAGUAAUUACCUUUUUUAUUUUUUAUUCCGAAUUCGGAGAAUAAAAGUCAGAAUUGCAACACAUAAACUCAAAAUUUUGACUUUUUUCUCAUAAUUCUGUUUAAAUCUCACAAUUUUGACUUUUAUCUCAGAAUUGCGAGAUACAAAGUCCGAAUUGUGCAAUUACCUUUGUUAUUUUUUAUUCUAAAUUCAGAAUUGAGAGAAAAAAAAUUCAGAAUUUUGACUUUUUUCUCAUAAUUCUGUUUAUAUCUCACAAUUAUGACCUUUAUCUCAUAAUUGUGAGAAACAAAGUCCAAAUUGUAAAAUGACUUUUUUUUUAUUUUUAUUCAGAAUUCAGAGAAAAAAAAAGUCAGAAUUAAAAAUAUAAACUCAUAGACUUCUUUUUCUCAUAAUUCUGUUUAUAUCUCACAAUUCUGACCAAAUUGUGCAGUUCUCUUUUUAUUCUGAAUUCAGCAUUCAGAGAAAAACAGUCAGAAUUUGACAUAUAAACUAAAAAUUCUGACUUUUUCCCCCUCAUAAUUGUAAAAAACAAAAUAAUUACGUUUUUUAUUUUCCGAAUUCAGAGAAAAAAAAAGUUAGAAUUGCAACACAUAAACUCAAAAUUUUGACUUUUUUUCUCAUAAUUCUUUUUAAAUCUCACAAUUCUGACUUUUUAUCUCAUAACUGCGAGAUACAAAGUCCGAAUUGUCCAAUUCCCUUUGUUAUUUUUUAUUCUGAAUUCAGAAUUGAGAGAAACAAAACUAUCAGAAUUGCGAAAUAUGAACUCAAAAUGUUGACUUUUUUUCCUUUGACGUGAUAUCUCACAAUUCUGAUAUUUAUCUCAUAAUUGCGAAAAACAAAUUCUGAAUUGUGCAAUUACCUUUUUUAUUUUUUAUUCCGAAUUCCGAAUUUAGAACAAAAAAGUGUCAGAAUUGCGACAUAUAAACUUGAAAUUCUGAUUUUUUCUCAUAAUUCUGUUUAUAUCUCACAAUUCUGUUUUAUCUCAUAAUUGCGAGAAACAAAGUCCGAAUUGUGCAGUUCCCUUUUUUAUUUUUUUAUUCCGAAUUCUGAAUUCAGAGAAAAAGUCAGAAUUAAGACAUAUAAAUUGAAUAUAUUCAGACUUUUUCCCCCCUCAUAAUUCUGUUUAUAUCUCACAGUUGUGACUUUUAUCUUAUAAUUGUGAGAAACAAAGUCUGAAUUGCAAAAUUACCUUUUUAUUCUAAUUUCAGAAUUCAGUAAAAAAACCAGUCAGAAUUGCAACAUAUAAACUCUAAAUUCUGACUUUUUUCUCAUAAUUCUGUUUAUAUCUCACAAUUCUGACUUUUAUAAUUGAGAAAAAAAGUCUGAAUUGUAAAAUUACCUUGUUUUUUAUUCUGAAUUCAGAAUUAAGUGAAAAGAGUCAGAAUUGCAACAUAUAAACUUUAUUCCCAUAAUUCUGUUAAUAUCUCACAAAGUCCAAAUUGUGCAAUUACCUUUUUUAUUUUUAUUCUGACUUCAGAAUUCAGAACAAAAGAAAGAAUUGUAACAUAAACUCAGAAUUCUGACUUUUUUCUUCAUAAUUCUGUUUAUAUUUCACAGUUCUGACUUUUUUUUCUCGUAAUUGCGAGAAACAAAGUCUGAAUUAUGAGAUAAAAAGCCACAAUUACCUUUUUUAUUUUCAUACUUGUAUAAUUUCCUUUACAAAAAAAAAUUGGUGUAGAAACUAUUUUAACUUAGACAAUUAAUGUAAAUUUCACAGAAAUUUACAAAGAGAAGGCAAGUAUUACACAGACUUAAAUAUGUCAUUUUUAAGUAUAAAAACUGAAAUAGUAUGAUGCUUUUUGUGAGGAACAAGUUUGAAUACAGAACUAAGACUUGAAAUCUGCAGUGGAAGGGAAUUGAAUAACGACAGCCUGUUCCUCUCAAAUCCGUCAUAUCAAGUUAAAAGUAUUUCCGAACUCCUGCAUUUGUUUCUAUAAGUCACACUCCAUCUGUGUUUGAACGCAGGCGCGCAUCUGGUGUGAACGGCCCCUCGUUAGUUUGCACAGCUCUUGUGUUUGUGUAUAUGACGCAGCCGAGGACACAUGACUCAUAAUCAACCUUCUUUCCACAACAUGUGUCGUGUGCUUGUUUGUAUGUCAGUUGUUGAUGAAGAGAACUAUACGUUUAAAUUUUUUAAAGAAUAAACCAUG